AUGGAGACAAAAAAUAAGAGGGUGACACUAGAAAAAAUAAGGAGGAGUCUCCGUUUCAAUAAUGGGUGCUACGUUGACCCGGAUGGUACCUCAGGUGGACUUGCUCUUUGGUGGUCUGAUGAGGUAAUUUUGGAUGUUCGUUUUAAAUCUAAAAAUAUGUUUAGAUGUGUAGUUAAAUGGCCUCGUGUUAGCUCUCCGUGGUUAGUUACCUUUGUUUAUGCUCCUCCUAUUUGGAAUCAUAGAUUGGAAUUUUGGAAUAGUUUGAAGAUGGUUGCUAGAGAGAAUAUUUAUCCAUGGCUGUGUGUUGGAGACCUUAAUGAUUGUGGAUCCCAAGCUGAAAAGCAAGGUGGAAACCCAUGCAGCAGGGGUAGACUGGAUCAAUUUCAUAGUAUGAUUUCAGAGUGUGAAUUUAUGGAUCUAGAAUUCAAGGGGCCUUGCUAUACUUGGUCUAACAAUCAAGGAGGGGAGAAUAACAUCCGUAUUCGUUUAGAUAGAGCUUUGGCUUCUGUGGCUUGGCGCAAUUUAUUUCCUCUUUCGCAGGUCAUGCAUGAACUCCGGGUGGGCUCGGAUCAUUGCCCUCUUUUGAUCAAAUGUAGUGUUCCUUUAAAGAAAGUUCCUUUUAAUUUUAAGUUUGAAUCGAAGUGGACUACCCAUUCGGAUUGUGGGCAAGUGGUUACCAGGGCAUGGGACUUUCAUCAAGGAGGCUCUGAUUUAUUUGGUUUAGUUCAAAAAUUAAAGAAAUGCAAAGCAGCUUUGUUGGAAUGGAGCAGACAGGUUUUUGGCAAAGAUAAGUUGAAGUUGAAGCUUUUACAGAGUAAUCUCAAAGCUAUUCAAAUUCUCCCUUUUUCACAGGAAAAUUUUCUUAGAGAAAAGGAGAUUUUGAAGGAGAUUGAGAUUCUUUCAUUGCGAGAGGAGAUGGCUCUUCAUCAACGGUCUAGAGUGAAUUGGCUUUCUUACGGAGAUAAAAAUUCUGCGUUUUUUCAUGCUACUAUCAACCAGAGGAGGCAACGUAAUCAAAUUUUGAUGCUUAAAUCUGAUAGAGGAGACUGGAUCCAGGAUGAGGAUGGUAUUAAUGGCUUAAUCUCUGAAUAUUUCUCAAAUUUGUUCGACCGUUCAGGAAUUAGAGAGUUUUCAGAUGUGCUUUAUGUGGUGGAUAGAUGUAUUACUGACGAGAUGAAUCGUGAUUUGGUAAGAGAAGUGUCAGUGGAGGAGAUUAAGCAUGCUGCAUUCGAAUUGGGUUCCCUUAAAGCUCCGGGACCGGAUGGAUAUCCGGGAUUUUUCUUUCAGACCUAUUGGGGUAAGGUAGGGGAAGGAGUGUGUAAGGCAGUGAAGCGUUUCUUUUCUAAUGGGUUCAUGUUGAAGGAGUUAAAUAAUACUAAUAUAGUUCUGAUUCCCAAGGUUAUGUUUCCUGAAUCAUUGGGUCAGUUCAGACCGAUUAGCUUAUGCAACUUCUCCAUGAAAGUGAUUUCUAAGGUGAUGGCUAAUAGGCUUAAGAGUAUUCUUAUAAAGGUUAUCACCCCAAACCAGUCUGCUUUUGUACCUGGCAGGAUGAUUCAGGAUAAUGUUAUAGUGGCUCAUGAGGCGUUCCAUUUUCUGAAGAUGAAGAAGAAAGGGCAGGAUGGGUUUAUGGCUGUCAAGUUAGACUUCAAUAAAGCAUAUGAUAGGGUGGAAUGGGAUUUUGUGGAAGCAUUGCUGGUAAAGAUGGGAUUUCAUCAAAAGUGGGUUCAGUGGGUGGUUCAGUGCAUCUCAACUGUCAGUUUUAAUGUGUGCAUUAAUGGAGAAGCUAGAGUGAAGAUCAGGCCAAGAAGGGGAAUUCGUCAAGGAGAUCCUUUAUCCCCCUAUUUAUUUGUGAUUGUGAAAGAUGUGUUGUCCCGAAUGCUUUCAAAGGCCUGCAGGAACAAAGCUCUUGUGGGAAUCAAGAUGGCGCGUAACUGCCCUCAAUUGUCUCAUGUUUUCUUCGCAGAUGAUGCCAUUCUUUUCCUCAAAGCAGAAAUGCAGUAUUGUAAAGCUCUUAAGGCUAUUCUGAAGAAUUAUGGUAUGGCAUCAGGACAAAGGAUCAAUUUUGAUAAGUCAGGUAUUGCAUUCUCUUCUAAUUUAAAUGCAAAUGAUAAACAAUUGGUCUGUGAUUUUUUUGAUAUUCCUUUGAUGAAACUGGACUCCAAAUAUUUGGGGCUGCCCUCCUUUUGGGGCAAAUCCAAAGCUGAUGCCUAUCUUUAUCUUGUGGAACGUGCUCUUUAUAAAAUGCAAGGUUGGAAGUGCUCCCAAAUGUCUCAAGGGGGCAAAGAAAUUAUGAUUAAGUCUGUGGUCCAAGCAAUUCCUAGUUAUGCCAUGUCUUGCUUUCUUCUACCAAAGAGUAUCUGUGAUAAGCUCAAUUCGAUAGUCUCCAACUUUUGGUGGAAAGGGGAUCCAGAGAAGAAAGGCAUACAUUGGAAGAGUUGGGAGUGUAUGACUCGACCUAAGGAGGAAGGGGGGAUGGGAUUCAGAAAUUUCAGAGCAAUGAAUGAAGCUCUUCUAGCUCGUCAAAGCUGGAGGUUGCUUAAGAAUCCAAAUGCUUAUUGGGCAAAAAUUCUUAAGGGUCUUUAUUUCCCUAAAAGUUCGUUUCUUGAGGCAGUUAAGGGGAGUAGAGCCUCUUGGGUCUGGCUUAGCAUUCUACAUGGGAGAGAGACUCUGGCUAAAGGUUUAAGGUGGCAAGUCCAGGGGGGGAGCCAGAUUAAAUUCUGGGACGACAAGUGGAUUCCUUCUCUUCCACAGUUCAAAGUAGCCACUCAGAAGCCUGUGGGAAGUAGCAUCGAAUGGGUAGCAGACAUCAUUGAUAAAGAGAGGGGUUGUUGGAAAAAGGAGAGACUAAAUUUGGUGGUCUCUGCUGAAGAAAUUCAGGCCAUUACUUCUAUCCCUAUUUCCUUAUUUCUUAGGGAAGAUGUUCUGGUUUGGCAUUUUUCUUCUACUGGUGUUUAUACAGUAAAAUCAGGUUACAGAGUUGCUUAUCAAGCUCUUUUUCCUCUUAGUAGUAUUCCCUCGUCUUCUUUUGUUCCUAAUAAAAAUAUGUGGGAUAUUAUUUGGAAAUUGGACAUUCCUCAUAAGAUGCGACAUUUUUGGUGGAGAGCGUGUAGUAAUAGCCUUGCUACUAAGGAAAAUCUGGUUCGUAGAAGGUGUGGUGUAUCAAAAGUCUGUCCUAUUUGUGGGGAUACGGAUGAAGCAAUUGAACAUCUGAUUUUUAAUUGCCAAUGGGUUCGAGCAGUGUGGUUUGGUUGUAAUAUCCAUCUUAAUCUAAAUCAGGAGAACUCUUCUUCGAUUCAGAGGUGGACGUCUCAGGUUGUGGAAAAUUUGAAAGGAAAAGAGUUAUGUCAAUUCUUAGGUAAGGCAGUAACAGUUGCUUGGUUUAUUUGGAAGACCCGUAAUGAGUUCAUUUUCAACUCUGAUCCUAUAAUUCCUGAGAAAACUGUUAGGAGAGCUCUUCAAUGUCUCUGUGAAUUCUCAGAAAUUAGGAUCCCACCUAGUAUCCAUAUGGAUAACCCUUCUUUUGAGGACAGUUAUUCUCAUUGGAGGGCUCCGGAUCAGGGAUGUUACAAGUUCAAUUGCGAUGCUGCAGUAAUGAGCCAAAGGGGAGAAGCAGCGGUUGUCUCAGUUCUGCGGGAUUGGAAAGGAGAUCUAGUGGAUGGCAGAGUUGGUAGAACAUCGGUAACCAGUCCGUUACAGGGAGAACUGCUUGCUAUUCGGCUGGCUUGCGAAAUGGCUGGAGCUCUUGGGAUUUCUAAUGCUUGCAUUGAAUCGGAUAACCAACAAGCUAUCAAGUUAAGUGUGUCUGAGUUGGUUCCGCCUUGGGAAGUGAUGUCUUUGGUAUCGGAUAUCAGGCAGUUUAGGCAAUAUGUUGGGCUGAGUUUUUCUUGGGUGAAGAGGACUGGUAAUCAGCUAGCUCAUUUUGUAGCCACUAAGGCAAUUAGGAAUUUGCUUCCUUUAAAUUGGGUGGCUGCGCCCCCGUCGUUUAUUUCUUCUGUUGUUAGCAGAGAGUCUCCUCCUUUUCUGUAG
Rhododendron vialii is the source of this 4026-nucleotide messenger RNA. RefSeq lists its product as uncharacterized. The transcript has a single exon. Gene Ontology annotation, molecular function: RNA-DNA hybrid ribonuclease activity; nucleic acid binding. The record is from RefSeq and is a predicted model, not a curated record. The coding region runs from base 1 to 4026 and encodes 1341 amino acids. Lineage: Eukaryota; Viridiplantae; Streptophyta; Magnoliopsida; Ericales; Ericaceae.